CCUGACCAUACCCAAUGCUUGUUUAAUACCCCGUUUCAACAAUCUAGCAUCAUCUAAAAGGCAAUCUUGCACGCCUAUGCAUUUCAAAAAUCCAUUGCUAAAGCAUUGCAAGUUUGCAACAUUGUGCAGAAGGGAUGAGCAGGCUCCUCCGGGAUCCGCAUCCGAGGACGACAAAGAAGCCAUCAGCCUCAACAUCGGCCGCGGCCCAGCAUCUCCUGCGCCAUGGCGGGAGGGAGGCGGCCGAUGGAGAGAGCAUCGAGUUCUUCUCCACCCUGCGGAAGUGCCAGCCUGAUCCCCGUGUCUGCAGUCAAACCGGGCGAGGGCAAGUCCAACCGGCUGAUCGGAGGGGAAAGGCAAGGCGUGGAGGCAGCGGCGACGAGCUUCUUUCCACGGAGAUCGGGAAGCGUGACUAUGAUUGGCUUCGAACCCCCCCUGCGACGCCUCUCUGGUCACCGGCGACGAGUGCCUCCGGCCAUCAGAUCUCUGCCGCGGUACCAAGCCGGCUGGCAAAGGCUGGAUCGGCGUCUUAUACUAAGAGCAAUUCACGGCUAGGCCCGACAGGCCGCGAGAAGGAGAACGCAACGUCGAGGCUGUCGAAGUGCAGCUCCGCGACGCGCUGUUCCUCUGCCGACACGCCAGCGAUCGCGCCGUCCGGUCGCCUGUUGCGCGUCCGGACAUCGUCGUCCGCCCCUGCAUCGUCGAUCCAUAACGCCGCAAGCAAUGCAUCUGUGGGGUCUACUCCGUCGGGGUCUGCGAAAACAAGGCCCCGCACGCCGGCGACAGGGAGGAGCGCGGCCGUGACCGCUCGGCCCUGUCACCAGGACAAAGCUCGGUCUGUCGCGGUCGUGGGCCGAUCCAGGGCGUCGACCAAACCGUGGCUGCCGGUAUCAGCUAGCUCCCGAGAACAGGCGACGCCCAGGUCCGGCGUCUCAGGCCCAAGGUCAACCACCUCCACGUCUCGGCAGUCUGCACUGGCCAGACGUGCCGAUGUCGUGGCACGUUCUAGGCUGGCAAGCCAGAGUAGUGGCACCGGGUCAACAAUUCAGGCCGUGUCUCCAACACCUGUGAAUCUUACCAGGGGCGCACGAGCCGUGCUAUCAAACAGCAACUGCAUCAAAACACCGUCGGUGCCGGUGGCCGUGAAACAGAACGGCGCAGCCACAGCGAGCGCGACUACCCAGAGGUGGCGGCAGUGCCUGUCUCCUGCGAUUGCUGCCGCUCGGAACGUGCGGAGCGAGGACUCGUUGGGCAAUGGAUCACCAAGAAACAGCGCCACCCGAAACAUCCACCACGAUAAGCGGACGGGCAUGGAGCCCGAUGGUAAGACUCGUCCCUGGCAGGAGUUGAACCGGCGGGGGUUUGAGCUCUCGUCCCGCACCUCUGGUCUCAUAGAAGACCGCACAGUUAGCGAAGGGCUGUGUAAAAAAAAAAUCCACCCCGAUAAGGCCACGCCUCAACGUACCGCCCCAACGGCAGCCGGUGGCAGUGGGCUCACGAGGACUGGCUCCCGGAAGUCAGGAAACACCACCUACGCGAAGCGCAAAGUGAAUGAGAACGGCGAAUGCCGACGGCAGGAUGCCAAGCAUGGCGGUGCGCCGGCCCAGCGGAAACCGACGCUGCUGCAGCAGAGCAUCCGCUCGGUGGCGUCAAAGAGCCGCCAAACCGCGACCUCCGUGGCCAGCUCGACCUCCAGGGGCCAGUCCACGCCCGAGAACGGCCGGCAUGCGGCCGCAGCCGCCGCGAGGGUCGCCGGCCCGGACGCUUUCCCGAGCAUGCGGUACGACGCCAUGCUGCUCCGGGAGGACCCCAAGAACCUGACGUGGCUGUGUGAUGACGGCAACGACAGCGGAGGCGGCUCAGAUUUGAUCGACGGCUCGCUGGAGCCGUUCGACGUGGCGAUCGGGUUGGCGUGA
This is a messenger RNA of Phragmites australis (common reed), 1913 nucleotides long. RefSeq lists its product as uncharacterized. The record is from RefSeq and is a predicted model, not a curated record. The transcript has 4 exons. Gene Ontology annotation, cellular component: cortical microtubule. Bases 135 to 1913 code for a protein of 592 amino acids. Gene Ontology annotation, biological process: cortical microtubule organization. Lineage: Eukaryota; Viridiplantae; Streptophyta; Magnoliopsida; Poales; Poaceae.